CCGGGGGCAGAGGUGCUUGAAGCCGGGUGGUGCGUGGGCUAUCCCAACUUGUGUGGCUGGGGUCGCGUUCCCCCACGACGGGUUUGGGGUCGUGCCCCGGGUGUGCGCUUGCGGGGCCGUCUGCUGGGGUGGCUCACCUGGCUGUUUGGGUGAGCGGCGCGGAGGCGGCGGCGGCGGGAGCCAGAGCGGGGAGCAGGUUUCAGCCCUUGUACAUUCCAGAAUCCAAUAUUUCCGAACGUCUAUGGACAAGUGCACGUGAUUAUUGUGUCACCGAAGCUCCCACCGAACAGACAUUUAGAUCCUUGCCAAGUUUUCACCGAUGGCGCCUGAUUUAUGUUUCCCCCUCUGCUUCGUUGUGUACACCGGCAUAAAAGCUCUACAACACCUGUCAGCCACAUUACCUUAUAGAUACUCUGGGCCACAUGUUGCCAUACAAGGGGCAUUUUGAGGUUACGGCAGGAGCCAGUAACUUUCCAAGUGGUGAGGCAUCCUUCAUCCCUAUGGAGUAUUUCUUACAUUCUGAUGGAUCAUCUUGCUUGUCUCCUGCUCCUCCUCAGGGUGACUUUUUUUCCAGCUCUGGUGUUUGAGGUGUACUUGAAGAAUGGAUGAUGAUGAUUUUGGUGGUUUUGAGGCUGCAGAGAUUUUUGAUGGUGGAAAUGGCGAAACCCAAACUACGUCUCCUGCUAUUCCUUGGGCUGCUUUUCCUACAGUAUCUGGAGUCCAUCUUUCUCCAGCUUCUCCUGAGAUUAUACUGGACCAUGACCACUCUUCUCCUUCAGUUGGCUGCCUGUCUUCGGAACCCAUCAUUUCAUCACCAGAGAAUACACACACAGAUGACAGCAUUGUCAGUCAAACUGUUCCUAAAGCACAGAUUCAGCAAUCAACACACACUCAUCUGGAUAUCUCACUUUUUCCAUUGGGUUUAAAUGAUGAGAAAAGUAAUGGAACAAUUGCUCUGGUGGAUGAUUCUGAGGAUCUUGGAGCCAAUGUAUCAAACAUACAGCUUCAGCAGAAAAUUUCAAGUCUGGAGAUUAAACUCAAAGUUUCUGAAGAAGAAAAACAGAGGAUUAAAAAGGAUGUGGAAUCAUUGAUGGAAAAGCAUAGUGUCUUAGAAAAAGAUUUCCUUAAAGAAAAAGAGCAAGAGGCCAUUUCUUUUCAAGAUAGAUACAAAGAACUUCAGGACAAGCAUAAACAAGAAUUGGAAGACAUGAGGAAAGCUGGUCAUGAAGCUCUCAGCAUUAUUGUGGAUGAAUAUAAGGCACUACUGCAGUCUUCAGUUAAGCAACAAGUAGAAGCUAUUGAAAAACAGUACAUUUCUGCAAUUGAGAAACAAGCACACAAGUGUGAAGAGUUGUUAAAUACUCAGCAUCAGAGGCUCCUUGAAAUGCUAGAUACAGAGAAGGAACUGUUAAAAGAAAAGAUAAAGGAAGCUUUGAUUCAACAGUCUCAAGAACAGAAGGUAAUAUUUGAAAAAUGUUUGGAGGAAGAAAGGCAAAGAAAUAAAGAGGCUUUAUUAUCUGCUGCAAAGCUUGAGAAAGAAGCAAUGAAGGAUGCAGUUUUAAAAGCCAUAGAAGAAGAAAGAAAAAAUCUGGAAAAAGCCCAUGCUGAAGAAAGGGAGUUAUGGAAGACUGAACAUGCAAAAGAUCAAGAGGAAGUAUCUCAGGCAAUUCAGAAAGCAAUACAAGAACAGAGAAAAAUAAGUCAGGAAACUGUUAAGGCAGCAAUAAUAGAAGAGCAGAAGCGAAGUGAAAAGGCUGUGGAAGAGGCAGUGAAAAGAACAAGAGAUGAAUUGAUAGAGUAUGUUAAAGAACAGAAAAGACUUGAUCAAGUCAUCCGCCACAGAAGCCUGUCCAGUUUGGAACUGUUCCUCUCUUGUGCUCAGAAACAGUUAAGUGCUUUAAUAGCUACAGAACCAGUUGACAUUGAAUAAAGAGAACAUGACAAGCAAACCCACACUGGCAAUGGAUAAAUCAUUAGACCUCUAAAAUACAUGCUGUGAAUUCUAAAGAUGCUUUUGUUUUCUUUCCAAACCUUGCAGAAUUGAUUUCCACUUCAAGGGUAAACUAAACCAAUAUUUAGAAGAACUAUCACAAGAUCUAAUUUAUUUUCUCUUGUUUUCUCCUUUACAUUUACUGUUAUUUUCAUAGUAGUAGGAGCAGCAGCGGCAACAGAAAAUAAAAUGUGACCCAAAAACCGUUGAAAAUUGCCACAUUACCAAAAGUUAAUUAAACUUCAUAUUCUCUGGUGGCCUAUUACAUAGUAUUUGGUAAAAGUAGUAAAUACCUUUACUUAUUGCUUCACAGUGGCUCCUGAUAAGAUUCUGGAACGUAGCCAUACAUUUAUUUGAUUUUGCGGAUAAACAGCAUGGAUUUCCACAUCACUAAUUUAUCUGUGUAACUGGGAUAUAAAACACUGAUGUGACAGAGUCAUUCUGAUAUUACCAAACCCCUUUUCUAUAGAGGGAUCUAUGUAUUUUCAUUGGUAGUGAUUAAAAAUACUGAACAUUAUUAUAUUAAUUCAGCUUUGAUCUGAUGUACCACUUAAAGGGGUAUGUGUGUGAUAUAUGCUUACUUCCUGUUUCUGUUCUUCGGAGUCACUAUAAUUCAAUAAAAUCAUUUUUCUUAUUAAUCCUAUCAUGAACUUAAUCUCUAGAAAGAUAAUAUAACUUAGCCAUUUAUAGGAAUUCAGGUUCAAUAUAAAAGAUAUGAAAUCCUUUCCCAUUACUUCAGAAUGUAUUUAAAUUAUGAGCAGUGUACUUUAAUGCAAAAUCAUGAGUCUUUUUAACAUCAGAAUUAAAAUGCUGUCAUUAAAAUGUAUGCAAACAUUUUGUCUUGUUUUCUGAAAUGCUUCUAUUUCCAUGGGCUUUGUACUUUUCUGGGAUUUCUCAAUCUAAUAAAAAGAACUCCAAAAGCUUA
This is a messenger RNA of Lynx canadensis (Canada lynx), 2915 nucleotides long. RefSeq names its product coiled-coil domain containing 91 (gene CCDC91). The coding region runs from base 602 to 1930 and encodes 442 amino acids. Lineage: Eukaryota; Metazoa; Chordata; Mammalia; Carnivora; Felidae. The transcript is spliced from 16 exons. Gene Ontology annotation, cellular component: trans-Golgi network. The record is from RefSeq and is a predicted model, not a curated record. Gene Ontology annotation, biological process: Golgi to lysosome transport.